AUGCGAAUUCUCGUCGCAAAAUACUGCUUUGGGGGGGCCCGAUGCUGCUCUUUUUUUUUCUGCCAUUCCUGCGCGCUAUUACUACCAAAGAUUUAUUGUUUUCCUACCAGGCAGUGUCCAAAGUGUCAAGCAACAAGACACGCUCCCCGAACCAGAAAUCAACUUGCUCUAGAGUCGCCGAUUCGCAUUGACUGGUUUUUACCACUAACAUCCGCCACGCGCAAUUCACAUAUUUCGACUCGUUCCAACAUGAGCGCCGCCGAGGAAACCAAGCCCAUCGAGGCUGUCGCUGCCGAGGCGCCCGCCCAGGUUGAAGAGCCUACGAAGGUUGAGGAGCCUGCGAAGGUCGAGGAGACCGAGGCUAAGUCUGCCGAGUCCGAGAAGAAGGACGCCAAUAUUAUCAAGACGACUGCUCAGAUCGACAACAAGCAGCACGCCAACAACGUGAAGUUCGACGCUUCGCUACUCAAGGAGACUGACGACCCUGUUGAGAUCCGGAAGCAGGUCGAGUUUUACCUUUCCGACAGCAACCUGCCGCACGAUAAGUACCUGUGGGAGCUUACUGGCGGCUUCGAGAACAAGCCCAUCCCUCUCAAGACCAUUACCAACUUCAAGCGCAUGCGCCGCUUCCAGCCCUAUUCCGCCGUUGUCGCUGCUCUGAAGGAGAGCACCCAGGUCAACAUUGCCGGCGAGGAGGGCGAGGAGACCAUCCAGCGCAAGCAGCCCUACACCCCUGGCAGCGACAAGUACAACGCCCGCUGCGUCUACGUUAAGGGCUUUGGCGACGAGGAGCCCUCUACCCAGUUUGACCUCGAGGCCUUCUUCACCCAGUUCGGCCCCAUCAAUGCCGUCCGCCUUCGCCGCACCAACGAGAAGCUCUUCAAGGGCUCCGUCUUCGUCGAGUUCCCCGAUGAGGAGGCCGCACAGAAGUUUGUCGCCCUCGACCCCAAGCCCAAGUGGAAGGAGCACGACCUGAAGAUCAUGCCCAAGAUCGACUACGUCCGUGAGAAGAGCGCCCUGAUCAACGCCGGCAAGCUCGAGCCCAACUCGUCUCGCCGAUUCUUCGAGGGCAAGGAGGGCAGCGACCGUGGUGGACGCGGUCGUGGCCGCGGUGGCCGUGGCGGCAACUUUGGCAAGGACGACUGGAAGCAGCGCCGUGACAACGACCAGAAGAACGGCUUCAGGGGUGGCCGCGGUGGACGCGGUGGUCGCGGCCGUGGCCGUGGCGGUGACCGUGGCCGUGGUGGCGACCGUGACCGCCGGGGCGGACGCGACAACCAGGAGAACCGCAAGGACCCCAGCGAGGUCACGAGCGACCGCAACGCUGGCAAGCCUACCAUCCAGGCCACGAACGGCAAGGGCGAGACUGUCGCGGAAGAUAAGAACAACAACGGCAAGCGCUCCCGCGAGGACGAUGGCGCCGCCCAGCCCGAGGCGAAGAAGGUUGAUACCAAGACUGAUGUCGCCGCAUAG
This is a messenger RNA of Colletotrichum higginsianum IMI 349063, 1473 nucleotides long. RefSeq names its product La domain-containing protein. The coding region runs from base 1 to 1473 and encodes 490 amino acids. Gene Ontology annotation, biological process: RNA processing. Gene Ontology annotation, molecular function: mRNA binding. Lineage: Eukaryota; Fungi; Ascomycota; Sordariomycetes; Glomerellales; Glomerellaceae. The record is from RefSeq and is a predicted model, not a curated record. The transcript has 4 exons. Gene Ontology annotation, cellular component: nucleus.